Spodoptera littoralis (African cotton leafworm) is the source of this 1344-nucleotide messenger RNA. The record is from the annotation of a GenBank genome assembly. Lineage: Eukaryota; Metazoa; Arthropoda; Insecta; Lepidoptera; Noctuidae.
AUGAGGGAAAUAGUUCAUAUACAGGCUGGCCAAUGUGGCAAUCAAAUUGGUGCUAAGUUCUGGGAGGUAAUUUCCGACGAGCAUGGUAUUGAUCCCACUGGAACGUACCACGGAGACUCCGAUCUGCAACUGGAGCGCAUCAAUGUAUACUACAAUGAAGCAACAGGCGGCAAAUACGUGCCAAGAGCGAUCCUCGUCGAUCUUGAACCUGGAACUAUGGAUUCCGUACGCUCAGGCCCCUUCGGACAAAUCUUCCGACCUGACAACUUCGUCUUCGGGCAGUCGGGCGCCGGCAACAACUGGGCUAAAGGCCAUUACACAGAAGGUGCAGAACUAGUAGACUCUGUCCUUGAUGUGGUCAGAAAGGAGGCGGAAGGAUGCGACUGUCUUCAAGGCUUUCAGUUGACACACUCUCUCGGAGGUGGCACAGGAGCCGGCUUGGGAACACUUCUCAUCUCAAAGAUUCGAGAGGAGUAUCCCGAUCGUAUUAUGAAUACUUUUAGUGUGGUACCCUCGCCCAAAGUAUCCGACACUGUAGUCGAACCCUACAAUGCCACCUUGUCUGUGCAUCAGCUAGUAGAAAACACUGAUGAAUCUUAUUGCAUUGACAACGAGGCACUUUACGAUAUUUGUUUCCGUACUCUGAAGUUGACCACACCGACCUAUGGGGAUUUGAAUCAUCUGGUAUCAGCGACAAUGUCGGGCGUCACCACUUGUCUUAGGUUCCCUGGUCAACUGAACGCUGAUCUGAGGAAACUCGCUGUAAACAUGGUUCCAUUCCCUCGUCUGCACUUUUUCAUCCCUGGGUUUGCGCCAUUGACGUCUAGAGGAAGCCAGCAGUACCGAGCUCUGACCGUGCCGGAGUUGACACAACAGAUGUUUGAUGCUAAGAAUAUGAUGGCUGCGUGUGACCCUCGCCACGGAAGAUAUUUAACUGUCGCAGCUGUGUUCAGAGGUCGUAUGUCAAUGAAAGAGGUAGAUGAGCAGAUGAUGAACAUUCAGAACAAGAAUUCUUCGUACUUCGUGGAGUGGAUUCCUAAUAACGUGAAGACUGCAGUGUGCGACAUCCCACCCCGAGGUUUGAAAAUGUCUGCGACAUUCAUUGGUAACUCAACAGCUAUCCAGGAGUUGUUCAAGCGUAUUUCUGAACAGUUCACUGCGAUGUUUAGACGUAAGGCGUUCUUGCAUUGGUAUACUGGUGAGGGGAUGGAUGAGAUGGAGUUCACGGAGGCUGAGAGUAACAUGAAUGACUUGGUGUCUGAAUAUCAGCAGUACCAGGAUGCCACCGCUGAGGAGGAGGGUGAAUUUGAUGAAGAAGAGGAAGGUGGUGAUGAAGGAGACUAG